UAAAAUUAAACAAUACUAGUAUUAUCUUGACUACUCACAUACCAAUAAAUAGACGAAUUUAUUUAUUAUUGAUUAUAAUAAAAUAAAAUAAAAUAAAAUAUUGGCAAUUGGAUCUUAACAAUAACAACUGAAUGAUUUUUCUCUUUGUUUAAGAUGACUUUGAUUUCUUCUCUUUUGAAAUAUUGGCAAUAAGGACUAGAUGGAGUAGUAUGCAGGACUUGUUGUAAAUAAAGAGUUUCUUAUUCAUCUAACAAAAAAACUAAUCUUUAUGGCUUCCUUCAGUUCUUCUUCCACAAAUCAGGUUUUUGAAUCCAUAUCUAACAAUGAUAAGAAUCCAAGCUGGAUCUAUGAUGUGUUUUUGAGUUUCUGUGACGAAGACACUGCCGAUUCUUUUGCAUCAUAUCUUUAUACUGCUCUUACAGCGGCCGAAAUUGUUGUUUUCAGGGACGACAGCAAGCUUAGAAAUCAAGAUCAGAUAAUAACUUCAACACAUUCAGUUCUACAUGCAAUUGAAGGUUCUAGACUUUCUAUUAUUGUUUUCUCAAGAAAUUAUGCUGAUUCAACAUGUUGUUUACAAGAGUUGGAGAAAAUAAUGGAGUGCAGCAGAACAAUAGACCAGAUGGUUAUCCCUGUGUUCUACGGCGUUAGUCUCUUUGAUGUACAUCACCAGGGAGGUAUGUUUGGAGAAGCUUUUAAAGAUCUUGCACAAAGGAUCUCCAAGAAUGACAAAUCGAGUGAAGGUAGCAACAUUUUAGGAUUUGUGGUGGAUUCCAGGAAUGAAAGUGAGGAUAUCAGGAAAGUAGUAGACCAUGUUACUGAUUUAUUAGACAGGACAGACUUAUUUGUCCCGGGCCAUCCAGUGGGAUUAGAAUCUCGGGUACAAGAUGUUAUUCAACUACUGAACAGGCAACAAUCAAAAGAUACUCUACUGCUUGGUAUAUGGGGCAUGGGAGGGAUUGGCAAAACAACCAUUGCUAAAGCCACUUAUAAUAAAAUCCGUCACGAUUUUGAGGCAAAGAGCUUCCUAAAUGUGAGGGAAGUUUGGGAACAAGAUAAUGGUGAAGUUUAUCUACAACGACGACUUCUUUCUGAUAUCUACAAAACAGCAAAAGUAAAUAUAGAUACAGUUGAAUCAGGAAAAAUAAUAUUACAUGAAAGACUUUGCCAAAAGAAAAUAUUUCUUAUGCUUGAUAAUGUGAAUAAAUUGGAUCAAUUGAAUGCUCUGUGCGGAAGUCGCAAGUGGUUUGGUCAAGGAAGUAUAAUAAUUAUCACAACAAGAAAUUUUGAUUUACUUAGUAAGGUUAAGGUUGACUAUGUGUAUAGAAUGAAUGAAAUGGACUGGAAUGAAUCUCUUGAGCUUUUUAGUUGGCAUGCAUUCCGACAAUCAAUUCCUAUAGAAGGUUUCACCGACCUUUCUACAGAUGUUGUUAAGUACUGUGGGGGAUUGCCGCUAGCUCUUAAAGUCAUUGGCUAUUUGUUGUGUGGUCGAAAUAAACAAGGGUGGAAGAGUGUAUUGGAGAAGCUAAAACUCAUUCCCAAUAAUGAAGUGUUAGGGUUGCUUAGAAUAAGUUUUGAUGAUUUAUGUGAUGAUAUGAAGGAGAUGUUCCUUGAUAUAGCUUUUUUCUGUAUUGGGAUGGACCAAGAAGAUGUAACUAAAAUAUUGAAAGACUGGGGACAUCAUGUAGAUACUGGAAUAAGUGUCCUUGUACAACAAAGUCUUGUAACCGUUGAUCCGAUGAACAAGAUUGGAAUGCAUAAUAUGCUGCAAGAAAUGGGAAGAGGAAUCAUAAGGGGAAAACCAACGGGUGUGGCUAAUGAAAGGAUCUACGAUGUGUUCUUGAGUUUCAGAGGGGAUGACUGUCGUGCAAAACUCAUUUCACAUCUCUAUACCUCCCUUCAAAAUGCUGGAAUUUAUGUUUUUAGAGAUGAUAACGAGAUUCAACGGGGAGAUAAGAUCUCACUCUCACUUUUGGAGGCAAUUAGAAAGUAUAGAAUUUCUAUUGUUGUUUUGUCUAGUAAUUAUGCUAAUUCAAAAUGGUGUUUGCAAGAGUUAGAGAACAUCAUGGAAGCUAGCAGAAGCGGGGGUCUGGUGGUUGUGCCAGUGUUCUAUGAGGUAGAUCCCUCAGAAGUACGACAUCUAACAGGCAUGUUUGGAGAAGCUUUUGAAAAUUUCAUAUCAAGAAUCUCAGUGGAUAAAGAUAGGAAGAUGGAUUGGGAAACAGCGCUCCUUGAAAUCGGCGGCACAGCAGGGAUUGUCAUCAUAAAUUCCAGGAAUGAAAGUGAAGAUAUCAAGAAAAUAGUAGAAAGUGUUACCAAGUUACUAGACAAAACAGACUUAUUUGUUGCGGACCAUCCAGUGGGGGUAGAAUCUCGUUCACAAGAUGUUAUUCAACUACUGAACAGCCAUCGAUCAAAAGAUUCUCUACUGAUUGGGAUGUGGGGCAUGGGAGGGAUUGGCAAAACAACCAUUGCUAAAGCUGCUUAUAAUAAAAUCCGUCAUGAUUUUGAGGCAAAGAGCUUCCUCCUAAAUGUCAGGGAAGUUUGGGAGCAAGAUAAUGGCAAGGUUUCUCUACAACAACGACUUCUUUCUGAUAUCUACAAAACAACAAAGAUAAAUAUAGAUACAGUUGAAUCAGGGAAAGUGAUAUUACAAGAAAGCCUUCAACAGAGGAGGAUAUUUCUUGUGCUUGAUGAUGUGAAUAAAGUAGACCAAUUGAAUGCCUUGUGCGGAAGUCGCAAAUGGUUUGGUCAAGGAAGUGUAAUAAUUAUCACAACAAGAGAUUAUGAUUUACUCCAUAGGCUUAAAGUUGACUAUGUGUAUAUAAUGAAAGAAAUGGACGACAAUGAGUCUCUUGAGCUUUUUAGUUGGCAUGCAUUCAAGCAACCGAUUCCUGUAGAAGGUUUUGCUGACCUUUCAAGAGAUGUUGUUAAGUACUCUGGUGGAUUGCCACUAGCUCUUCAAGUCAUUGGGUCCUUUUUGUUGACUAGGCGAAGAAAAAAAGAGUGGAAGAGUGUACUGGGGAAACUAAUACUUAUUCCCAAUGAUGAAGUGCUAAAGAAGCUCAGAAUUAGUUUUGACGGUUUACGUGAUGAUGAUAUAAAAGAAAUAUUCCUUGAUAUUGCCUUUUUCUUUAUUGGGAUGGACCAGGAAGAUGUAAUUACAAUAUUGGACGACUGUGGGCAUUAUGCAGAUAUUGGAAUAAGUGUCCUUGUACAACAAAGCCUUAUAACUGUUGAUCGGAAGAACAAGAUUGGAAUGCAUGAUUUGCUACGUGACAUGGGAAGAGAGAUUGUACGUAAGAAAUCAACAGAGGGAGGCAAGGAGCCUAGUAGGUUAUGGCAUUACGAGGAUGUUAAGUAUGUGUUGUCAAAAGAUACCAGAACCUUAGAUGUUAAGGGACUGACUUUAAAGAUGUCAAGAACAGACUCCACAACUCGUUUGGAAACUAAACUAUUUCAGAAGAUGGAUAAACUUAAAUUGCUUCAACUUGCUGGCAUACAACUAAACGGAGAUUACAAAUAUCUUUCAAAAGAUCUUAGAUGGCUUUGUUGGCAUGGAUUUCCUUUGAAAUAUACGCCUGCAGAGUUUCAUCAAGAAUGUUUAGUUGCUGUUGACUUAAAAUAUUCCAAUCUGGAACGAGUGUGGAAGAAGUCCCAGUUUCUGAAGGAGCUGAAAUUUCUUAACCUUAGUCAUUCUCAUAACUUGAGACAAACCCCAGACUUUUCAAAUUUGCCAAAUCUUGAAAAGUUAAUACUCAAAUAUUGUCCAAGUUUGUCCUCAGUUUCUCCUACUAUAGGACAUCUCAAGAAAAUUCUUUUAAUAAAUUUGAAAGACUGUACAGGCCUUUGUGAAAUUCCAAGAAGCAUCUAUAAAUUAGAAUCGGUAAAAACUCUCAUUGUGUCUGGAUGUAAGAAAAUUUGCAAGUUGGAAGAGGACAUAGAACAAAUGACAUCGUUGACCACCCUGGUUGCAGAUAAUACUGCUAUAACAAGAGUACCCUUUGCAGUAGUAAGAUCAAAGAGUAUUGGAUAUCUUUCACUGUGUGGAUUCAAAGGAUUUGCACGUAUUGUGUUUCCUUCGAUUAUUCAGUCUUGGAUGUCUCCAACAAAUGGUAUCUUGUCCUUUGUUCAAACAUUUGCAGGCACAUCAUCUCUUGAAUUUUCAGAGGAACAAACUGAUAGUUUCUAUGGUCUACCAUGUAUUUUUGAAGAUCUUCAGAAUCUUCAACGUCUUUGGUUGAUAUGCGAGUCAGAAGUUCAACUACAUCAAACUCUAACAAGUAUUCUGGAUAACUUACAUACCAAAAGUUGUGAGGAAUUGGAAGCAAUGCAAAACACGCCACAAUCUGCAAAUUUUGUGACUUCAGCAUCUACUCGCCGUUACAGUCAAGUUCAAAUAUCAAGCUCACAAAAUUCCUUGACUUCGCUUUUAAUUCAAAUGGGAAUGAACUGCCAUGUCACUAAUACUCUUAGAGAAAACAUUUUACAGAAAAUGCCUCCCAAUGGGUCUGGUUUCCUCCCCGGUGACAAUUAUCCUGAUUGGCUAGCCUUCAAUGAUAGCAGUUCUUCUGUAACUUUUGAAGUACCUCAAGUGGAUGAGCGAAGUUUGAAAACAAUCAUGUGCGUUGUCUAUUCUUCUUCUCCAGAUGAUAUAACAUCAGAAGGCCUUAAAGUUUUGUUGGUGAUAAAUUACACAAAGAACACCAUUCAGCUCUAUAAGAGAGACGGAUUAUCAGCCACCUCUGACGAGGAGGAGUGGCAGAAAGUAGUAUCCUGA
Molecule: messenger RNA, 4777 nt
Organism: Trifolium pratense (red clover)
Lineage: Eukaryota; Viridiplantae; Streptophyta; Magnoliopsida; Fabales; Fabaceae
Product: disease resistance protein RUN1-like
Exons: 7
Coding region: 269-4777 (1502 amino acids)
Biological process (GO): defense response; signal transduction
Molecular function (GO): ADP binding
Source: RefSeq, a predicted model, not a curated record